GGUAAAUUGUUAGGAGGAUGUCCUUGGAGACGAGGGGUGGGGGCGUGUUUGACUUUGUGACUGGUGUAUAAAUGAAUCAGUCAGAUUCAGCUGUCUACAGAGCUUUUUGCCUACAUCAACAUCAACAGUGACCUUAUUUUGUUGAGUGUGAAGGAUGGUGAGAUCAGCCAUGAUGUUCCUCUUGUUGAAUCUCCUGGGACUGGCAGGCUCUAUUGGCGCGACCGUCCCAAGAAAUCUUGCCUUGCGUGGAAAAGCAACACAGUCAGACCUCAUCGAGAACCCAUGGCACGGUUUGAGUCAUGCCUCCAAUGCCAUUGAUGGGAACCGCGAUUCACAUUUCCAUCAUGGGUCCUGCACUGCCACUGACGAAUCCACUAACCCCUGGUGGAGAGUGGACCUGCUUGAUACCUACAUAGUCACCUCCAUCACCGUCACCAACAGAGGGGAUGCUGUUCCUGAGAGGCUUAACGGGGCUGAGAUACGAAUAGGAAAUUCUUUAGUGGACAAUGGCAUUCAUAACCCUCUGGUUAAAACAAUUCCCUCCGUUCCAGUUGGCAGUUCUCUCACCCUUGCCUUUGACCCAGGCUUCAAAGGACGCUAUGUGACUGUGGUUCUACCAGGCCAGAAAAGACUUCUGACACUCUGUGAAGUGGAGGUUUAUGGCUACCUUGCCCCAACCGGAGAGAAUGUGGCUCUAUAUGGAAAGGCCACCCAGUCGUCUUUGUAUGGGUUUGGCAUUCCAGGCAAUGCUAUUGACGGGAAUCGCAACGCUAUUUGGAUAGGAGGGUCCUGCACCCACACUCUACAGGACAUCAACGCCUGGUGGAGGGUGGACCUUCUGAAGACCUACAAAGUGUUCUCCAUCAUCAUCACCAACACAGUCGACAGUGUUCCCAGCAGACUCAAUGGAGCUGAGAUACUCAUUGGAGACUCCCUGGAAAACAACGGCAUCGACAAUCCUAGGUGUGCUGUGAUCUCCUCUAUCCCAGCUGGCACUUCUAGCACCUUCCAGUGUCCGGGCAUGGAGGGUCGAUAUGUCAUCGUGGUCAUUCCAGGGAGGAAGGAGUACCUGACCUUGUGUGAGGUGGAGGUGUACGGAUCACCCCUGGAUGGGACUGGGCCUACAUGUAACUAAAUCAGAUCGUUAACUCUUAACAGCACCCUGCAAUGUUUGGGGAAUGUAUUGUCUUACGAAAAACAAUGAAUGUUUUUUAGUAUACUUCCAGUAUGUUAAUGAUCAAAAAUGUGUAUUUACUUUCAGUAUACAAAAACAAAUUUGGUCCCCUGUUCUGGACACUGUUUUUGGAAGUUUGGGUAUAAAUUGGCCAACUUUUUGUGUAACACAAAAAUAUUCAUACAUUUCUUGUAGCCUAAUUAUUGGUUGGAUGGUUCACAUUGAUACUUAGAAAUACAUAUAAUGCUUUAAUACUAUUGCUAUUAUGCUAAAAUGAAUUAAAGGUGAAAUCUUGGAUCUGGAAUGUUUCCAUGAUGUAUUUGGUUGUUUGUGCUCGUAGUCUGUAAAUAGGUCCAUUUUGGGCUCUGUACAAUAAUCCACUCUUUGCCAUAGCCUGUUCCCUCUAAAGUUGUAUCCCUAUCUUCUACUCUAAAUUAUUCUAUUGUGGUCGGAAUUACUGCAGAUGACUUUAUUGCUUGCUGCCCUCAUAUCAUAAAACAUGGUGAACAAAGUUUGAAAGACCAUAAACAUAAGCAAAUAUUUACCAGCUACAUUAAUAUACGGCUGAAUGCUACUCAGAUGACCAGACGAGGACCAGACCAAAUCAAGCAUACAUCAACAUACGUUUAAACUCCACUGGACUUUAGGUUAGAGAAUAUGACAGAAUCCACCACUAGUCCGCCUGGGAUUGUGUAUGUGACAAAUAAAAUUUGAUUUGAUUUGAA
Oncorhynchus mykiss (rainbow trout) is the source of this 1899-nucleotide messenger RNA. RefSeq names its product fucolectin-1. The record is from RefSeq and is a predicted model, not a curated record. Lineage: Eukaryota; Metazoa; Chordata; Actinopteri; Salmoniformes; Salmonidae.